Messenger RNA from Penicillium atrosanguineum, 594 nucleotides. RefSeq names its product mitochondrial 54S ribosomal protein mL59. Gene Ontology annotation, molecular function: structural constituent of ribosome. Bases 1 to 594 code for a protein of 197 amino acids. NCBI's taxonomy places the organism in Eukaryota, Fungi, Ascomycota, Eurotiomycetes, Eurotiales, Aspergillaceae. Gene Ontology annotation, cellular component: mitochondrial large ribosomal subunit. The transcript is spliced from 2 exons. The record is from RefSeq and is a predicted model, not a curated record.
AUGUCUGUCAGUCCGACAUCAGUGGGCUUGUUGCCUACUCGUCUCCGUAACUUCUUUGCUCGCUACCCGCCUCAAAUCUACUCCGCUAUCGUUGCGUCGCGUCCGACCCCCCCGGAGACCACCCCCGAACAAACCCUUCCCUCGCCCUACACCCCCGAUCGUGAUGCCAAGGGUGCCCACCGCGAGAACAAGGAAGAGUCCUCCGCGCGGGCUCUUCUUCAGAAUGACCCUAAGAUUCGCAACCCAUUCCUGCCCCGGAAGAUCUUCAACGCCGGAAAGCAGAAGUGGAUUGGGCCGCGUUAUGGCCUGCGGCAGCAGGCUGACCUAGUGAAGCUGGCUAUCAAGUACAAUGUCGAGCCUCUUCUCCCUCCCAGCAUCAAGUCCACGGAGUACAAGGCUGCUCGCUUGGCAGAGCGUGGUUUGCGCAUCAAGGGAACCGGUAUCGGCCAGAAGGUCAAGGGUCACAAGUGGGAGCGCACUAUGGAGGCUCGCCUCGAGGACCGUCGCAAGGCUAUGGUGGAUAUGCCAGAGAUGAUUCGGCAGUGGAAGCAGAGAGGUCACGGUCGUGGCUGGAGACAGUGGCCCAAGCGGUAA